UGCCAGAGACGGGGACCAGCAAGUGCAGCUCCCUGAGCACUCUACACAGAGAUGGGGACCCCAGACACGAGGAGGCUCCUCGUGGUCACCAGCCUGGUGGCUGUGCUGCUGUGGGAGGCAGGCGCGGGCCCAGCACCCAAGGUCCCUGACAAGGCCCAAGUUAAACACUGGCCCUCGGAGCAGGACACAGAGAAGGCCCAGGGUGUCCGUGAGGUGGAGCUUCCGGAGAAGGACGACCAGCUGGUGGGGCUGCUCCCCGUCCAGAAGCCAAAGCUCUUGACCGCUGAGGAGAAGCCACCAGGCACCAAGGCCUGGGUGGAGACUCAGGACAUCCCGGGCGGUGUCCUGAGCCCCCAGCAGGGUCCCGAGCCUGACUAUGAUGGCCUGUACCACCCUCCACCUGAGGAGGACCAGGGUGAGGAGGAGCCCCAGUUGUGGGUGAUGCCAAAUCGCCAGGUGCUCCAGGGACCAGAGAAGGACCAAGACCACAUCUACCACCCCGAGUAGGGCUCCAGGGGCCAUCACUGCCCAUCCCUGUCCAGAGGCCCAGGCUGUUGGGACUGGGACCCUCCCUCCCCUCCCAGCUAGACAAAUAAACCCCUGCAGCCUGGGUGCGGUGGCUCAUGCCUGUAGUCCUAGCAGUUUGGGAGACUGAGGUGGGAGGAUCACUGAGGUUGGGAGUUUGAGACCAGCCUGGGCAACAUGGUGAAACCCCAUCUCUACUAAAAAUACAAAAAUUAGCCAGG
Molecule: messenger RNA, 746 nt
Organism: Saimiri boliviensis boliviensis (Bolivian squirrel monkey)
Lineage: Eukaryota; Metazoa; Chordata; Mammalia; Primates; Cebidae
Gene: PRAP1
Product: proline rich acidic protein 1
Source: RefSeq, a predicted model, not a curated record